Molecule: messenger RNA, 2252 nt
Organism: Stegostoma tigrinum
Lineage: Eukaryota; Metazoa; Chordata; Chondrichthyes; Orectolobiformes; Stegostomatidae
Exons: 3
Coding region: 148-1302 (384 amino acids)
Source: RefSeq, a predicted model, not a curated record
UCAGGCCUUGGUCAGCACGAGAGGCACAGACACCCGGUUCUGCGUAACGAGAAACGCCUCAAACCGGCACCUAGAGUCAAAGGCAAACCUGGGAGAAGUGACCGUGUAUGGUCACAGGAGGAGGUUGCACUCCUGAGGGAACUAGAGAUGAGAUUUGCAGGAUGCAAAUAUAUAAACAAAUCGAUUGCAGGCAUCCUGAAAACGAAAACACCCAAGCAAAUCUCGGACAAACGCAGACUCCUGGCAAACACCCCGACGGAGGCCCAAACGAUCUGCGAGUCGGCGGCAGACUCGAACGAUUCUGACGCAGAGGGCGUCCGGGAGAAUUCCAAUGAUGAAGCCCAACGCCCAAGAGCUAGCCGGAAAACACCGGCCUCGAUCCCUAAACAUCGAGACGUAGACGACCAGCUAACACAAGCUGAAGAGCUCUUGGGUGCAAGGAAGGACCUGGACACACUUGCCCUCGGAAUCGGACUAGUGGAAAGCAUUACCGACCUACUUUUAAACAGUAGGAAAAGACAGGAUAAAAACAAAAAGCCCCGAAAAGACCGGGCCAAGAAAGACAAAAAACCCGGUAGCAAUACCGGAGCUAAAAAACGAUGGGCAGCAAGCAAAGCGCUGUUCAGAACAACACAGUUGCUAUACAAAACCAAUCGGCGCCAGCUGGCUCGCGAGAUCAUGGGGGCGCCGACCUCAUCCGCUUGUCCUCUAGCAAAAGAGGAAUUGGAGACAUGUUUCCGUGAGAAGCUGUCUAAAGCAAACGAGAAAUCCAACAUCAACAAGUAUGCUCCAUACUCAGGAAAGGUCGAUGACGGGUCCUUGAUGAAACCCAUAGAGGUAGAGGAGGUCGAGGCAGCCAUCAAGGGGAUAGACCAGAACAGUGCCGCAGGGCCUGACGGCCUGAAACUGGAGGAUAUCAGAGCACUACACGAGGAGGAGGAAACUCGUCUACCCCGCCUCUUCUCCCUAUGGCUAAAGUCAAGUACAAUCCCCGAUUCACUAAAAAAGAGUCGAACGGUCCUGAUUCCUAAGUGUGAGGAUAAGGAACGCCUGAAAAACAUUGACAACUGGCGACCAAUAACCAUCGGUCCAAUGCUGCUCCGACUAUUCACGAAAAUAAUGGCAAAACGCCUAAGUGAAACAGUCGAGAUCAACCCCAGGCAAAAAGGGUUCCUAGCAGCCACUCCCGGAUGCAAUGAGAAAAACCAGUGUUAUUUAAACAAGGUCUUCAAGGCAAUGAAGCUGAAAGAUUUUGUGCACUUUUUACAACUUUGUACAUUCCAAAAGUUACUGGAGAAUUGAAGACUUCAUGGAAUUAACUUUAGCUGUGUCAGAUAUGAUACAGAAGUUAGAAGAAAGAUGGAGUUAGCCAGAAGUAAUUUUGUGACAAUGAAAGAUAUGUCAGCACAAGAAAACCCAAACUUUUAAUGGGGAAAAAGUUCACAAGAUGCUACACGUUAUUCAUUUUCCAGAAUCCUGACUGACUAGAUCUAUGAAAGAAAACAGAGGCUUUUAAAAUGUGAAUGCUAAGAUGUACGCUGAAAAUUCCAUUUACAAAGGAGUAGCUGAAAUAUACAAGCAAAAACAAACUCUAAAAAGUGACACCCAGCGCUGAAAAUGUCAGUAGUUCAGCCAUUUGAUCACAGUUGUAAAGUGACAGAGAUCCACUCCAAAUGGCAAAAGGCAGCUGAAAGAGUAGUCAACCUAGGUGUGUUUGAAUGAGGGAUAUUAUAGAAUGGUUACAGCUGCGCUACAGGAGAUGUGUACGGUUGGUGCAGGACAGAUAAGUAUGGGAGAGUCAACUGCAUAUCAUCUGGCAGGGCUAUCUACAAGCAACAGCAGCAAACAGCGUUAGCAACGUGAGAAAGUAGAAAAUCAACUGCACAACGAGGAGACUCAACAUGGAGAAAAGUCAAUGGCAACAACUAAAUUGUUAGCUCACAUAAAAAAUUGGUAUUGGUCUUUUAAGAAAUGUUUACUCCGUCAGAUGAUAAUGUUGUAGAUAGGAGCAGAGUGAGCCAGAAUCAUUGGACAGCGCCAUCUGUUGACGCUAAUGUAUAUUACACUAAUACUUCAGAUCUCCGGCGAGAGUUACCUCGACAGCAUGACAUUGAUGAGUUGCAAGCAGCCAGGUAAACUUGUUUCUAGGACAUUUGAGAACUGGGACUGACACGGAUGCUCAAAUACCUGUUGAUGCAAAGAAAAUAAAGAACCAGAUCAUCCAUACAAGUCCUGCAUCUACAGAUGGAAAG